This is a messenger RNA of Pipra filicauda (Wire-tailed manakin), 3389 nucleotides long. It is a transcript of the gene ARIH1, whose product is annotated as ariadne RBR E3 ubiquitin protein ligase 1. Gene Ontology annotation, cellular component: ubiquitin ligase complex; nucleus; cytoplasm. Gene Ontology annotation, molecular function: ubiquitin protein ligase activity; zinc ion binding; ubiquitin conjugating enzyme binding. The record is from RefSeq and is a predicted model, not a curated record. Lineage: Eukaryota; Metazoa; Chordata; Aves; Passeriformes; Pipridae. Bases 88 to 1893 code for a protein of 601 amino acids. The transcript has 15 exons. Gene Ontology annotation, biological process: positive regulation of proteasomal ubiquitin-dependent protein catabolic process; ubiquitin-dependent protein catabolic process; protein polyubiquitination.
CGGGCCGGGCCGGGGCCAACGGCGGCGGCGGCGGGGCCGGGCGCGGGCAGGCCGCGGGAGCCGCCGCCGCUCCCUCAGCGCCUCGCCAUGGACUCAGACGAGGGGUACAACUACGAGUUCGACGAGGACGAGGAGUGUAGUGAGGACAGCGGCGCGGAGGAGGACGAGGAGGACGAGGAGGAGGACGAGCCCGACGAUAACCUGGACCUGGGCGAGGUGGAGCUGGUGGAGCCCGGGCUGCGCGUCGGCGGGGAGCGCGACGGGCUGUUGGGCGGCGAGACGGGCGGGCUGGGCCCCGGCGGCGGCGGCGGCGGUGGCGGCCUGGGCGGCGGGCCGGGCCCCGGCGGCGGCCCCGAGCAGGAGGAGGAUUAUCGCUACGAGGUGCUGACGGCCGAGCAGAUCCUGCAGCACAUGGUGGAGUGCAUCCGCGAGGUCAACGAGGUCAUCCAGAAUCCAGCGACUAUUACUCGAAUACUGCUUAGCCAUUUCAACUGGGAUAAGGAGAAGCUGAUGGAGAGGUACUUUGAUGGCAACUUGGAGAAGCUCUUUGCAGAGUGUCAUGUAAUUAAUCCAAGUAAAAAAUCUCGGACACGCCAGAUGAACACGAGGUCAUCAGCCCAGGAUAUGUCCUGUCAGAUCUGCUACCUGAACUACCCAAACUCGUACUUUACUGGCCUAGAGUGUGGACACAAGUUCUGUAUGCAGUGCUGGAGUGAAUAUUUAACUACCAAAAUAAUGGAGGAAGGCAUGGGACAGACCAUUUCAUGCCCUGCCCAUGGCUGUGAUAUCUUAGUGGAUGACAAUACAGUUAUGCGUCUGAUCACAGAUUCCAAGGUUAAAUUAAAGUACCAGCAUCUAAUAACCAAUAGUUUUGUAGAGUGUAAUCGACUGUUAAAGUGGUGUCCUGCCCCCGACUGCCACCACGUCGUCAAAGUCCAAUAUCCUGACGCCAAACCCGUGCGCUGCAAAUGUGGGCGUCAGUUCUGCUUUAACUGCGGUGAAAACUGGCAUGAUCCUGUUAAAUGCAAGUGGUUAAAGAAAUGGAUUAAGAAGUGUGAUGAUGACAGUGAAACUUCUAAUUGGAUUGCAGCCAACACAAAGCAGGAAAACAGGGCAGUCAUGCUCGUCGAGGCAGGUCUUGUGCCUGCACAGCUGUUGGCUUCAGGGACUGAGAGUCAGAGCCCAAAGUCUGCGUUGAAUUUCUUCAUUUUGAAGAACGUAGAAAGGAAUCAGGAAUGCCCGAAAUGCCACGUCACCAUCGAGAAGGACGGGGGCUGCAACCACAUGGUCUGUCGGAACCAGAACUGCAAGGCGGAGUUCUGCUGGGUGUGUCUGGGCCCCUGGGAGCCCCACGGAUCUGCCUGGUACAACUGUAAUCGCUACAAUGAGGAUGAUGCAAAGGCAGCAAGGGAUGCACAGGAGGAAUUAACACAGCGAUCCCGAGCAGCCCUGCAGAGGUACCUGUUCUACUGCAACCGCUACAUGAACCACAUGCAGAGCCUGCGCUUCGAGCACAAGCUCUACGCUCAGGUGAAGCAGAAGAUGGAGGAGAUGCAGCAGCACAACAUGUCGUGGAUCGAGGUGCAGUUCCUGAAGAAAGCGGUCGACGUCCUCUGCCAGUGUCGUGCCACACUCAUGUACACUUACGUCUUUGCCUUCUACCUCAAAAAGAAUAAUCAGUCCAUUAUCUUUGAGAAUAACCAAGCAGACUUAGAGAAUGCUACAGAGGUGCUUUCUGGGUACCUGGAGCGAGAUAUAUCCCAAGAUUCGCUGCAAGACAUAAAGCAGAAAGUACAGGAUAAGUACAGAUACUGCGAGAGCCGACGGAGGGUUUUGUUGCAGCACGUGCAUGAAGGCUACGAGAAGGACCUGUGGGAGUACAUCGAGGACUGAGCCCGGCCCUGCAGGAACGAACUCUGAACCCUUUCCCAUCUUAGAGUGCUCAUGCAAUUCCAAUAAAACCCACCCAGGGCGCUGCUCCGCCUCUUACACCGCUGGUCUGUAGUACCGGGAUUCUGUUUUGUUAACAGAAAAAUUAAGUAAAUUAUAUUGUAAUAAAAAAAAAAAAAAGGUAGAUAAACCAUUGUACAACAGUAUUCUAGGCGGCCAAGAGUGUGACAGACGCACUAAAAACCCUCCAACUUUAACUUGUAACGUAGCUUCAUCCUCCAAGCCGACUCCUUUUUCUUUUCUCUCUUUCUUUUCCUGUGUGUAGUACAGAUGAAAUUUAAACCAGUUUCUUGACACUGCUUUUCAUGUCCAAACCAGCCAUUUUGAUGGACUUUGGUAAGGGGGGGGUGGCUCUCCCGCCCCCCUCCUCCUCUCUGCCACCCAAGUACACGGAUGAAUGUGGAUUAUUGGCUCGUCGUAAAGCGGAUUUUUGGGAAGGGGAGGAGGGGGGUACACAGCAAGGAAAAAAAAAAAAACCAACCUUUGUAUAUGAAUUUUAAAACAAAAAGAGGACAACACAGUAUUUUUCAAAGUUGUAUAUAGCGCAUAUGCAUGGACAAAGAGCAAGCGUGGCACGUGUUUGCAUAAUGUUUAAUUACAAAAAAAUAUUUAUUCUUUAAAAAUCUUCAAGAUUAUGUCUAUUUGCUGUGCAUUUUCUUUCAGUUUGAUUCUUUUGUUUGGUUUUGUUCUUUUUUUUUUUUUUUUUUUUUUCCCUGGGCUGGGGUGGGGGAAGCGUGUGCUGGUGUAGUGAAUAUAUCUAUAUAUAUAUUUUAUUUUUUUUUUUUUUUUGGAAGGCUUUUACCAGAGCAGUUGGGUUUCUCCUCUUAUCCUGCAGUUCCUUUCUGUCCAGGGCCUCCCCCGGGCCCGUGUGUGUAUCCAUUGCUGGCGACGGACGCGGCCCCUCGCAGCUCCUGGAGCUCUGGGUCAGGAUGCUUUGCCUUUUUUCUUGUUUUAUUUUCGGCCCCGGAUCUUUUCCUGCCCAAAUCCAACUCUCCAUUCCCACCCGUGCACGCAGGACACGUGCUCUGAACCCAGAGGAGGGGUGUGUGUGUGUGUUUAGAGGUUUAUUUUGGAUCCCGAGGCAGGACAAGGAGGGGUGUUUGGCACCACUUCUCCAAAGACUUCUGGCGAGAUUUCGGCUGUGGAUCUCCUCUCCCUCCCCCUUUCAUCUGUCAAAUGGACCCUUCCUUGCUGUUUUAAUUUUCACUUACAUUAUAACGAGUCGUAACAUUGAAAAGGAAACCUGAUGGAAUUGUCUUUGUGUUUGUUUUGGGCUCACUCACUGGGCAUCCUGUCCUGGCAACUAUUUAACACUCCAGCUAGUGCAGUAGAAGCUGAAAUCAGCGGAGUAUUUUUCAAUUAAAAGGGGAAAGAACUAAUGAGUUUAGCUACUGAGUCCAUUUUUAUGAUUUCUGUAACAAGAGCUAUGUUAAAGUAAA